AUGCCCUCGUUUGCCCAACAGCUCUCUGGAUUGUCGUUUCUUAACACCUAUGCCAGCCUUUUCUUUAAGCAGAGUGGUUUCAAAAAUGCUUUCCUCAUUACAACCAUUCUUUGCUGUAUUCAACUGCUUGCUGCUAUUUGUCUAGUACUAGGUUCUGACAUUAUCGGCCGCCGACGGCUGACCUUGGUCGCUCUUGCUUUUUGCAUGAUCACAUUGUUCAUCGUCGGGAUCCUUGGACUCGUUCAUCAAAUGCAGCCUUUAAUGAACUUCCUCAUUUUUGUUGCAUGUGUCUGGUCGUUCUUCAACAGCAUUACCGGGAGUCUGGGAGGUGCGUUCAUUGGUGAAGUUGCUUCCCAGAGGCUUCGUGCCAGAACGGCUGGUGUUGCAAUGGCCAUGUCUGUUGUUAUCGGUCUCAUUUUCAAUACUACAGUCCCGCUUAUGCUCGAUGUCAAUGGCGCCAACUAG
Messenger RNA from Pseudogymnoascus verrucosus, 465 nucleotides. RefSeq lists its product as uncharacterized. NCBI's taxonomy places the organism in Eukaryota, Fungi, Ascomycota, Leotiomycetes, Thelebolales, Thelebolaceae. Gene Ontology annotation, biological process: transmembrane transport; carbohydrate transport. The transcript has 4 exons. The coding region runs from base 1 to 465 and encodes 154 amino acids. Gene Ontology annotation, cellular component: membrane. The record is from RefSeq and is a predicted model, not a curated record. Gene Ontology annotation, molecular function: carbohydrate:proton symporter activity.